Oncorhynchus keta (chum salmon) is the source of this 1118-nucleotide messenger RNA. RefSeq names its product SH3 and multiple ankyrin repeat domains protein 3-like. NCBI's taxonomy places the organism in Eukaryota, Metazoa, Chordata, Actinopteri, Salmoniformes, Salmonidae. Gene Ontology annotation, cellular component: postsynaptic density; dendritic spine; postsynaptic membrane. The transcript has 4 exons. The record is from RefSeq and is a predicted model, not a curated record. Bases 325 to 666 code for a protein of 113 amino acids. Gene Ontology annotation, molecular function: synaptic receptor adaptor activity; ionotropic glutamate receptor binding.
AGUGGUGUGUGUGUCUAGCGAGAGCGUGAGCCAGCGAGUGAGAGCAGUGUGUGUGUGUGGACAAAGCGAGCGCAGAGAGAGCCCCUUACACGGAGCAUGCCUCUGCGCCCUGCAGCCGGCAAACAUGAGCCACCCAACUCUCCACAGCAGGACUAGCACACACACACACACUCACACACACCCCCCUACACACACACCAACGGCAGCCAGGGGGCCAGCUCUGACAGCGGCAGCUCACAGGAAGAGGACAGCGGCAUUCCUGUUUCUGUCGGUGUUUUCUCUUUCCGUCCCGCUCGGGAGCGGAGCCCCAGUGCAGGAGGAGGCAUGGAGGAGCCACAGGGCAACACUCUGGUGAUCCGCAUUGGAAUACCAGACCUGGCACAGACGAAAUGUAUGAAGUUCGAUGCGGACGCUCCUAUCUGGUUGUCUAAGCAGCGUAUCCUGUGUACUUUGAAUCACAGCCUGAAGGAUGUGCUGAACUAUGGCCUCUUCCAGCCAGCUUACAAUGGAAAGGCUGGCAAGUUCCUGGACGAGGAGAGGCAACUGAAGGAAUACCCACUGCCUUCUGCUACACCUGUACCAUACCUGGAGUUCCGCUAUAAGAGACGUGUCUACACACAGACGCACCUGGAUGACAAGCAGCUCUCCAAACUACACACCAAGUAAGCAGUACCGGUGCAUCAAGUUUGACAUCAACAGGCUCCUGGACGGCUUGUAUCCCCAAGCCAUAAAACUGCUAAACAGCCAAGAGAAUGGCUACAUCGACUAUCUGAGUUGACCCUGGUAUUUUAUUUUUUAUUUUUGCACUGUCUCUACGCACACUCACAUGACUCUACACACACACACACUGACAGUCCAACACACACAUAACAUGCACACACAUUUAUACCGACUCCACGCAUACACACUCACAUACAAUCAUCACUUACGAUGCUGCUACUCUGUUUAUCAUAUAUCCUGCUGCCUAGUAUUCUUAUUCCUGUACAUAACUACCUAUAUCACUCCAGUAUCCCUGCACAUUGUAAAUAUGGUAUUGGAACUGACCCUGUAUAUAACUUCUUACUUUCUCUUGUUCUUCGUAUUUCUUCUUUUUAUUUCUUGUAUGUUUUUGUUCUACA